Molecule: messenger RNA, 4208 nt
Organism: Hippopotamus amphibius kiboko
Lineage: Eukaryota; Metazoa; Chordata; Mammalia; Artiodactyla; Hippopotamidae
Gene: CAPN12
Product: calpain 12
Exons: 21
Coding region: 1568-3718 (716 amino acids)
Biological process (GO): proteolysis
Cellular component (GO): cytoplasm
Molecular function (GO): calcium-dependent cysteine-type endopeptidase activity; calcium ion binding
Source: RefSeq, a predicted model, not a curated record
AGGGCAUAUUUGCAGACUGAUCUUCGGCCCUUGCCUUUAUGAAUCUGCUUGGUAACUUUGCUUUUCCCACGUUACGGCAAUUCAAGACGAUGGUGAUUCCAUCCACUCCCUGAAACCAAUCCUGCUGGAAUAACAACAGAAGUUGCCCUGGGGGCCCCUAACAAGGCAGGGUGAGAGUUCCGUGGCCCCAGUUAGGUAGGCUGACCCAAUGUCAACCCAAAGAAGCUACAGAAGAUGGACCAUCACCCUUCAUCCUCUCAGUAAGAUUUUUUGGGUUCCACGUCUCUCAGGAGGGAUUUGAGGUAGGAGAGAGGCCCCUGGCUGAGCAGCUGCAGCUGGUCUCCUGCUGAUGCUUUGAGAUGGGAUACCAGCAGAGGUAUUGGGUCCUGAUUUGGUGCAUUCUUGUGGAUUUCCUGGGCCAAUCCAUGCACAGAGAAGGCCCUCAGUCUAGGGGAAGGGCAAAAGGAGGGAGAAGAUGCCAGCUGGAAUCCAUCGUGGCUGAGAGGUGGGUGUCCCCACCAGGACCAAACAUGGAGAUGACUGGCCAGAAAUAAAACCCGGAAAACCGCCUCUAUAUCAGCAAGCUAAGCUGCCCCUAUUACGUGCAGCUCACUCAGGGCUCGCCUGUGUGGUUUGCCACACGUACUUUGCUUCUCAUAAAUGCUUUUAUCUUUUUCAUAAUCUUGGUCUCUUCACUGAAUUCUUUCUUCAAAGAAGACAAGAACCAAGGUCCUUCUUCCAGCCGUUCCACCGAGCUCCAGCAUCCUUUUGGGGAUGUACUGCCCCAGACCCUGAGCUGCAGGUGGGCAGGAUGGGGUGUCAACGUCACUGGUGGGCUUGGCUCCCAGCCUAGGACAGGUGGAUGUAGAGCAGCCUCUCCAUGGUCCGCCCUGAGGUCUGCCUCGUCAGGAAGGGGAGGAAUAGGGGUCCUAAAGCCUCAGAGUCCUACUGAGGGUGACUGAGAUGUUACAAGGACAGGGAAGAAAAUGGAGACGGACAGACUGAGGCAGAUACAGAGAGACAAAGAGACACAGGAAGAGAUAUAAAGAGAGAUGGAGAUGGCAGGAGAUAGAGACACAGACACAGAGAAACAAAAAAUGGAGUAAAACAAAACGGACCAAGAGAGAUGGACAGAGAGAGACAGUGAGGCCAAGAAGGAGAAGAGAGAUACAAUGGCAGGCAGAGAGAGAAACUGUCAGAUCUAGAGACACAGCAGUAAAGAUGUCUGCCUCCCCAAAGCUCCCCGCCCUGGCACUGACCUCCUUCCAGGCACCUCCCACAGCAGCAGCCAGUCCUCCCUCAGCUCCACUCACCUUCCCUCCUGCUGCUGGCCAAGCCCAUUAAGCUGCUACCCUGGCCACAGCUGACGGCCCCACGCCCUGAGGAGGAAACCACUGAAGAGGCGUCCUUACUCGCUGGCACCCCAAACCAUCAAUUAGUAUGAACGAGGGAUGGUUCCUCACUGCCUAAAGACCCCCAUCUGGGCUCAGAUGGAGGGGAGGCCCCGCCCCCCAUGACUCAGGAGGUUAAAGGGCCUGGAGCCAGUGUGUGAGCCCACAGUGUCCGGAUGGCGUGUGGCGGCCGGAGGGUCACCAUCCAACUGGUGAAUGAGGAGGCAGGACCCGGAACCAACAGCCCAAAGCCCUUUCAGGGCCAGAACUACAAAGCAAUCCAAGCAGCCUGCCUGGAUGAAGGGGUCCUGUUCCAAGAUCCCUACUUCCCUGCUGGCCCUGACGCCCUUGGCUAUGACCAGCUGGGGCCGGACUCGGAGAAGACCAAAGGGGUGGAAUGGAAGAGACCCUAUGAGUUUUGCACUGAGCCACAGUUCAUCUGUGAGGACAUGAGCCGAACAGACGUGUGUCAGGGGAGCCUGGGUAACUGCUGGUUUCUUGCGGCUGCUGCCUCCCUCACUCUGUACCCCCGACUCCUGUCCCGGGUGGUCCCGCCGGGACAAGGCUUCCAAGAUGGCUAUGCAGGUGUCUUCCACUUCCAGCUCUGGCAGUUUGGCCACUGGGUGGACGUCGUGGUGGACGACAGGCUGCCCGUGCGUGAGGGGAAGCUGAUGUUCGUGCGCUCGGAUCAGCGGAACGAGUUCUGGGCCCCACUCCUGGAAAAGGCCUACGCCAAGCUCCACGGCUCCUAUGAGGUGAUGCAAGGCGGCCACAUGAAUGAGGCUUUCGUGGACUUCACAGGCGGCGUGGGCGAGGUGCUCUACCUGAGGCAGGACACUCCAGGCCUCUUCUCCGUCCUGCGCCAUGCCCUGGCCAAGGAGUCCCUCAUAGGCGCCACUGCCCUGCGUAAUCGGGGCGAGUGCCGUACAGAAGAUGGGCUGGUGAAGGGACACGCAUAUUCAAUCACGGGCACACACGAGGUGUCACUGGGCUUCACCAAGGUGCGGCUGCUGCGGCUGCGGAACCCAUGGGGCCGAGUAGAAUGGACUGGGGCCUGGAGUGACAGAUGCCCACACUGGAAUGCACUCCUUUCCGAGUGGCAAGAUGCGUUGCUGGUGAAAAAGGAGGAUGGCGAGUUCUGGAUGGAGCUGCAGGACUUCCUCCGCCACUUCGACACCGUCCAGAUUUGCUCGCUGAGCCCUGAGGUGCUGGGCCCCAGCCCGGCUGGAGGUGGCUGGCACAUCCACACCUUCCAAGGCCGCUGGGUGCGCGGCUUCAACUCUGGCGGGAGCCAGCCUGGUGCCGAAACCUUCUGGACUAAUCCCCAGUUCCGGCUGACACUGCUGGAGCCUGAUGAGGAGGAUGAGGAGGGGCCCUGGGGGGGUUGGGGGGCAGCAGGGACACGGGCCCCUGCACAGGGGGGCCGUACCCCCAAAUGCACUGUGCUCCUAUCACUCAUACAGCGCAACCAGCGGUGCCUGAGGGCCCAGGGCCUCAGGUACCUGACCGUGGGCUUCCACGUGUUCCAGAUCCCAGAGGAGCUGCUGGGCCUGUGGGACUCCCCGCGCAGCCGCGCGCUCUUGCGGGGCCUGCUGUGCGCCGACCGCUCCCGCUUCUGCGCCCGCCGCGACGUGAGCCGCCGCUGCCGCCUGCGUCCUGGUCACUACCUGGUGGUGCCCAGCGCCACCUGCCCCGGCGACGAGGCUGACUUCACGCUGCGCGUCUUCGCAGAGCGCCGCCACACCGCCGUGGAGAUCGAUGACGUGAUCAGCGCCGACCUGCAAGCCCUCGUGGUCCCGUAUGUUCCCCUGAAGCUGGAGUUGGAGCUGCUGUUUCACCAGCUGGCAGGAGAGGAGGAAGAACUCAGUGCCCCUCAGCUCCAGAACUUAUUAAGCAUUGCCCUGGAGCCUGCCAAGGCCCAUGCCCAGACCCCCCGAGAAAUUGGGCUCAGGACCUGCGAGCAGCUGCUGCAGUGUUUUGGGCAUGGGCCAAGCCUGGACCUGCACCACUUCCAGCAGCUCUGGGGCCACCUCCUCAAGUGGCAGGCCACAUUUGACAAGUUCGACGAGGAUGCUUCUGGGACUAUGAACUCCUAUGAGCUGAGGCUGGCGCUGAAAGCGGCAGGCUUCCAACUGAACAACCAGCUGACCCAGGCCCUCACUAGCCGCUACCGGGACAGCCGUCUGCGUGUGGACUUCGAGCGCUUCGUGUCCUGUGUGGCCCAGCUCGUCUGCCUCUUCCGCCACUGCAGCCAGCACCUGGAUGGGGGCGAGGGGGGCGUCUGCCUGACCCACAGACAGUGGAUGGAGGUGGCCACCUUCUCCUAGGAUCUCAGCCCAGGAGCACCUGCAGCUGGAGGUGGGAGAGCUGCUGGGAGCCCUGCCUUUCCUCCUCCCAGCCGGGACCAGGGUUUACUCUACAGGGAGGGCCGAUGCGCCAAGGUUAAGCAGGGGCUCAGAGCACGGCCCCGGGAGCCGGCCUGCCUGACGCUGAUUUCAGGCCCCACCACGCACCAGCUGGGUGACACUGGGCUAGUCGCCACACCUCUCUGUGUUUUGUUCUCCUCACCUAUAAACGGGCAUGGUAACAGCACCUUUCCCGCGCCGGCUGCACCAGUUAGCCCCACGUCACACACUUAGAACAGUGCCUGGCCCGGAGCUGGUCCCCAACAGCACUCCUACUUUCACACACUCAUGGGAACCGGGAUCGCGGCACUCCCACCCCCGACCUCGUUCUGGGAAGAGGCCCUCUAUCAUCACUCUCCUAAGAAGUGGAGAACAGAGAUAGAAGAACAGAGGACACUGUAGGAAUCCUUCU